CUCGCUCCUCCCCUCUCCCAUCCUCCUCCAUAGGCCUCUACUAGUCCCGUUGUUUCUUAAGUCUUAUAACAAGAUCAACAUGACGACUCCAAUUCCUAAGCCACCCGGUGUGCCAUUGCUCGGCAAUAUUUUUGACGUCAAACCCAGCAACACAUGGGACUCAUUAAGAAAGCUCUCGGAAAAGUAUGGCGAGAUCUUCCAGAUCAAAGUACUGGGUCAGACCAUCGUCUUCGUUGCCAGCGUGGCUCUAGCUGAGGAGCUUUGCGACGAGAAGCGAUUCCGCAAGUACGUCGGCGGACCAAUUGUCGAGAUCCGAGCGGCGGUUCACGAUGCGCUCUUCACGGCAUAUGAUGAUGAACCUAGCUGGGGCAUCGCUCACCGAAUCAUCUUCCCCACGCUGAGGCCCGACGCCGUGGGAGCUCAAUUUGGAGAGAUGCGAGAUCUAGCUACCGAGCUUCUGAAUAAUUGGAGAGGCCUUGGGGAGCAAAAUAAAAUCUCUCCUGUAGAACAGCUCAACCGACUGAAUCUCGAGUCCACCACCUACGUCUUGUUUGGCAAGCGGCUCAACGGACUGAACGGUCCUCCGCACCCGAUGCUUCAGGCAAUGGAAGACUCUACGUCGGAGGCCAUGAAGCGCCCUACUCGGCCAGGCUUUCUCAAUUGGCUUGUGUAUGGCCGCAAGUUCAAGUCGUCAAUCAAGCUUAUGCGAGAUUAUGCUGCAGACUUGGUCAAGUAUCGCCACGAGAACCCGACAGACCGCCAAGAUGCGCUGGCUGCUAUGAUGAACACGCCGGAUCCGGAAACGGGCAAGACUUUGACUGACUCGGAAGUCAUUGAUGAGAUUCUUUCGAUGCCCAUCGGGAGCAGCACGGCACCUUGCUUGCUCGGUUUCGCAAUCUAUCUCCUUCAGAAGAACCCAGAGACCAUUGUCAAGGCUCGUGAAGAGUUGGACAGAGUCAUUGGUGAUGGGGAAUUCGAGCUUCAGCAUCUUGAGCAGCUAGAGUACGUGCAAGGAAUUAUGCGCGAGUCACUCCGUCUGUCCUCGGCUGCACCAGGCUUCAACAUUGAGCCACGACCAACCACCGAGGGUGACAAGAGUCCCGUGCUGCUCGGUGGAGGCAAGUACCAAGUCGCACACAACCAAGCCAUGAUCAUUGUUCUGCACGGGGUGAACCGAGAUCCAGCGGUAUUUGAGGAUCCGCUGGAAUUCAAGCCCGAGCGCAUGGUCGGCGAGGCCUUUGAGAGGCUGCCUGCCGGAGCCAAGAAGUGGUUCGGCAAUGGCAAGAGAGUGUGCAUUGGCAGAUACUACGCUUUGCAGUGGAGCUUUAUUCUUUUGGCUAAGAUGAUUAAGGAGUUUGAUUUCGAGCUGGCGGAUCCGGAGUAUAAGUUGGAAGUGGAUGGAUGGUUUAAUAUUCGGCCGAUUGACUUUUAUGUCAAGGUGAAACCCAGAGCUCUCUGAUAUGUCACAGAUGGUGUGUUAAUUAUGGAUACCAAGUAUUUGAUUGAUGGCGGGAUAAUAGGGAAAUAGUUUGAAUCAAUUCAAGAGAAUAAUUGACCUCGUCAAAGACUCG
This is a messenger RNA of Trichoderma virens Gv29-8, 1571 nucleotides long. RefSeq lists its product as uncharacterized. The record is from RefSeq and is a predicted model, not a curated record. Gene Ontology annotation, molecular function: oxidoreductase activity, acting on paired donors, with incorporation or reduction of molecular oxygen; monooxygenase activity; iron ion binding. The coding region runs from base 80 to 1459 and encodes 459 amino acids. Lineage: Eukaryota; Fungi; Ascomycota; Sordariomycetes; Hypocreales; Hypocreaceae. The transcript has a single exon.